Mycena citricolor is the source of this 2889-nucleotide messenger RNA. The record is from the annotation of a GenBank genome assembly. NCBI's taxonomy places the organism in Eukaryota, Fungi, Basidiomycota, Agaricomycetes, Agaricales, Mycenaceae.
AUGAACAUAUGGGGCUUUCGGAAAUGGGCCGCAGGUGCACGCAACUACCCAUCCCCAGCGAUCAAAAGGCCGGGACAGACCCCUGCAGUGUCACACAAGGACAAAUGUGAGGCCCUGCGAGAGGCCCUAUUUCAGCCACCACCCCUACUCGAAGAUGAGUUCAAUCCCAACCUGACGGAUCAACUACCAGGUGACCACGAGUCCCAGGACAUCACGGUGGAGGAAGUACGAGAGGCCAUAUUUGAAUCGUCAACAAACACGGCACCCGGGAGCUCGCAAGUCACAUACAAGGUCAUCCGAUGGGCUUGGGCAGAGGCACAACUCGAAAUCUACACCCUCAUCAAGCGAUGCCUGCACGAAGGAUUCCACCCCAAGCAAUGGCGGCAAGCAAUCGCAGUGGCGUUACGGAAACCACGGAAGCCCGACUAUUCCGAACCACGAGCGUACCGAUUGAUCCAGCUGCUAGAAUGCCUUGGCAAGAUACUUGAGAAGAUCGUGGCAAAACGGCUGACAUACAUGGAGGGAAAGCAUAACCUGAUCCCAGGAGGACAGUUUGGUGGUGUAUCCAACAAAUCAACGACCGAUGCGAUUCUGACUUUUGCACAUGAUAUUGAAUCAGCGUGGAACAAUGGAAAAGUCACAUCGGCACUCACAUUCGACAUCAAAGGAUACUUCGAUUUCGUCAACCACAAACGUCUCCUGGAAGAGUUGCGUCGGAAAGGGAUACCAAUCGAAUAUGUGAAAUGGGUCGCGUCAUUCCUGGAGGACCGGGAGGCUGCGGUCUGCAUUGACGGAAUCCGGGGAGAGAUGAAGCAUGUCGAGAACGGCAUCCCGCAAGGAUCCCCGGUGUCGCCGAUCCUGGCAGCCUUUUACAGCAGCUUCCUCCUUGAGAUGUUCCCACCAAACCAAGCGGCAGUCCCCCUCCCAGACGAACCGACGCACGUCAACCUCAUCAUGUACGCGGAUGAUGGGAAGAUUUAUGUCUCGUCGGACGCGCUGGACACAAAUGUCCGAUUGUUACUAUCUGCGUACAAGAAGAUAGCUGAAGGAUUGAAGAAGGCCGGGCUGUCGAUCGAUCCAGCUAAAAGAGAACUCAUGCACUACUCGCGCAGAAAACAAGAUAACAUCGCACCUGCAAUCCGACUACCAAAUGACGACGGCAGAACAACAACAAUAACAAUUACCCCAACAAUCAAGUGGCUCGGGGUCUAUCUGGACCGGAAGCUGUCGUUUAACCACCACGUGAAGACACUUGCCUCGCGAGCAAUGACGAAGGUCAACGCAAUGACCAUGCUCUCGAACACGGUCAGAGGACUAUCCCAGGUCCACUUGAGACAGCUAUACAAGGCAUGUGUUGUUCCUGUGAUGACAUAUGCAAGUGCUGCGUGGUGGACAGGGAAGAAGACGCACGAGAAAGAGUUGGAACGUGUGCAAAGACGAUCAAUGCGCUUGAUAUGUGCAGCCUUCAAAACAACGGCAAUUGACGCGCUCGAAAUCGAAUCGUCAAUUCCUCCGAUACGCCUCUCCCUUGACCAUAUCAACCGGACGACGGCGAUACGCUUCAACAAGCUCAGCUUGUACAACCCGGUUAUCGAGCGUCUCCCCGACACAUGGCGCGGGAAACGUCCACCAAGGCACCCGCCCCCGAUUCCAGCCCGCCCCAACAAUCGAAACAAAAAGGACCAAGCGAAGACCACACACCUGGAACGCAUCAGCCAACACAGUAACCCCAACGGAGAACGCAUCCACCCGUAUCUGGUUCCCCCAUGGCGUCGCGCGAUAAACGACUUCCCCGAUCGAUUGAAGAUUCAGAGAGGCACGGGAGGCCUGGAGAAAGAGAAGGCCGCCGAGCUACACAAGACACGCAUAAGCACCUUUUCGGACGACCCAGAACAUCUCCUCGCCUAUUCUGAUGGAUCAUUGACCAAGGUUCAUGGAGUGCGGCGAGUCGGGGCUGGGUUCGUGAUGUACAGAGAAGGAGAGGAGAUCUGGGCCAAAACCGAAGGAUUGGGCGGGCAUGCAGAGGUGUAUGACGGGGAGAUGGCGGCGCUCUGCCUAGCCGCAGGCGCAAUGGUGUCAACUGUCAAAGCAGAGCCAAACAUCAAACACCUUCACUUGUACGCUGACAAUAUCUCAGCUCUCGCCACGAUAUUCGACCCGAAACCACGCGCCAGACAGCUUUACGCAUACAAGUUCCACAAGCUCAUCUGCGAGUUCCUGGACGCCCACCCAACUCACACCGUGGACGUGGGAUGGUCGCCGGGCCACUGCGACAUCCUGGGGAACGAACGAGCGGACGAAUUGGCCAAAGAAGGAACACUGCUCGCAUCAACCACACGAAUCACCAGAUCACACGCACUACGAGUUUCGAAAGAACGCAUUCAGUCGACAUGGCGCCGUGAAUGGAAGCGACGAAAGCGCACGGGACUAUACACAGACGCGAACCACAUCCCGCCAUCGACCACACCGAGCCAACACUUCACGGAACUGCGUGGGGAACGGGAACUGUAUGGGAGGUUGAUACAGUGCAGGACAGGACAUGGAUACACGGGCGAGUUCUACCAACGCUUUAACAUACCUGAGGACGUUGACUGCCCUUGCGGCGAGACAGUGCAAACCCGCGAGCAUAUCCUCCGUGAAUGCCCUCUAUACGACGCGCAACGACCAAUCAUACGAGCCACCUCCGCCAACUUCGGCCUGCGCGACAUCCUUGGGACGAAAGAAGGAAUCGUUGCGUUGGCAGAAUUCUUGAAGGAAUCCGGGGCAUUCACGAGAAAUGGACGAGUGUGGCAGGACCGAGAGAAUCCCGUGCUAGAAGACGAACCGGAACCGGAGCUAUCGGACGACGAAGAGAACGACGACGACGACGACGACCUAGACAACGGCUGA